Molecule: messenger RNA, 2676 nt
Organism: Tuber aestivum (summer truffle)
Lineage: Eukaryota; Fungi; Ascomycota; Pezizomycetes; Pezizales; Tuberaceae
Source: the annotation of a GenBank genome assembly
GAUCUCCCACCUCAGAAUAUUCAGAAGGACCCUCAUUCAUUCUGUCGCUAACCUCACGCGAUCCGAAUUGCUCGUCCCAUCACCGAGCACCUUCACUCCACAAGGUCACUCACUAGAACGAGGACUCUGCUGGCUGUUUGUUCCUUUUUAUUAUCCCUCCUGCCCUCCCUAACCUUCUCCUUUCAAACCUUAGUCGCUCCUUUAUUCCGCCUCAAUUAACCCAUUCAUAACAAACCCCCGACGUCAACCACCCGGUGUACAUUUCGUCGAACCGAACACAACAGCAAUUAGGGGGGAAAGGGAGAAGAAAAUACGCCAUUUUCAACAAAAAAAUAAUAAUCUUACGGCAUAGAUGAACUUGACAAAUACAACCACCGCUCCUCUCCCUCUUCCCCCUCCCGCCUCAUUUUUAAAACCUCUCCCGCCUCUCAUCUCGGGGGUGCCAGACUCAAUUGUUCUCGUUAUUCUACCGAUAGCCGCCUAUUGGGUGCUCUCCCUGUUCUUCCACUUUCUCGACGUUUAUGAUCUACUCGCUUCUUACCGACUACACACACCUGAAGAAGUCCUCAAAAGAAACCACGUAACACGCCGUGAGGUAGUGCGAGAUGUAAUAGUACAACAACUCAUACAAACCAUUGUCGGGCUUGCUAUCGGUGUAUCAGAGCCAGAGGAAAUGAUCGGAGGGGAAUGGUGGGAGAUAAUGGACUUGUAUUCCAAGUUUGUUUCGGUCGAGCGAUGGGUUCUACGCGGUCUUGCAGCUACUGUGGGCAUUGACGGCCUUGCGCUAGAGGAUAAGGUGAUUGCUAGGAUCGUCUCGAUCGGUGGCGGUAAAGUGCUAGCGGGGUUGUUGGGAGUGUUGGGCCUGGACGGGCAAACAAGUUCCUCACCAGAAAUGGGAGACUGGAGAUACAAGCUCGUGGAAAUCGCCUACUGGUAUCUCUUGCCUGCUGCCCGCUUCUGGGUUGCAAUCUUCAUCAUGGAUACAUGGCAGUACUUCUUGCACAGACUCAUGCACGAGGUUAAAUGGCUUUACAGUAAGUGCUCUUACAUGUACCAUGGCAAGAAAGUCCUGCGGUUUGAACUAACGCGGCAAACCCACAACCCAGGAACCUUUCAUUCUCGCCAUCACCGCCUCUACGUUCCUUACGCGUUUGGCGCUCUCUACAACCAUCCCUUCGAAGGCCUCCUCAUGGACACGAUCGGAGCAGGAAUCGCCUACAAGAUCUCAGGUCUUAGAAUCCGCGGCGCCAUGACCUUUUUCACAUUUUCGACCAUGAAGACGGUUGACGAUCACUGCGGAUACGCUUUGCCCUUUGAUCCUCUGCAGUACUUUUUCUGGAACAAUGCAGGGUACCAUGAUGUGCACCAUCAGGGCUGGGGUAUCAAGGUUUGCUAUGUGCUGUCCCCCGCUCGUGCGGAAUGCUAACCAACCAACCCGCCAGACAAACUUCUCGCAGCCUUUCUUCAUCUGCUGGGACCGCUGGCUCGGAACUCAAUGGACUGGCGGUGACGUGUCAGCCCGCUACGCUGCAUCCCGUGAGAAAGCCGCAGAGCAACUCGCGAAAGAUGGGAUUACUCCAAAACAAAAAGGGAACACUAGUGCCAACAUUCCCGAGAAAGGAGUAGGCUCCGCUGCCUACACAAACGGCGGGGGAGCCAAUGGUCUAAGGUCGAGAAUGCCGAAUGGGAAGCUAAAGGUGCAGGCCGAUGAGUCGAGACGACAAGUCCUCGACACAGCCGGCGCAAGCGUAUUACGAGAGGAGAGAAGCGAAGAAACUGCCCCCGAGAAUCUACGUCUCCGGACUCGAGUUAAUGGGAUCGUUAGGUAGACUAACGUUUCGCUCAUGGAACCCAAUAGAUGCUGAAAAAUCUUUUUCUUUUGCCAAAAAAAUUUAGCCGGGGCGUGCUACGGAUUGGAUUGGAUAGGAUGGUGUGGAUAAGGAAGGCUAAAGUAGGGUUAGGGGGUUAUGUGGAAAGAGUAGCAACUAUUAUCUCGGAUCCGUGUUUUUUGGAUCCCUCUUUAUUUGUCCCCCCGGGAUUACUUUUGUCUAUUUUUGUGUUUCCAGCAGUAUGACACUUUCUUACCCCUACGUCACGUUUUCGCCCAUAUCUUCCACCUACCUACCUACAACCCACAACUCUAACAUUUAAGUUGUUUACUAUCACUUCUUUUUUUUUCAAUUCCCGGCCUCAUCAUUACUUUCUCAUCUUCAUCAUGUUCUUGCUCCCCCUCCCAAAUUACCAGUAAUAGGACGACUGAUCGACAGGCACAGCACGACAGACUAACUAAUAAUUCACCCCCUUCCCCUCCCCUUCCCCCCUCCCUCGUUCUCGUACCUACGAGGAAUCUUGAUGAUACCCCACGGUACCCUUCACACAUUCACUGAAACCGUUACGCUCUGUGUACCCAUGGCCCUAAUAACCCCGUGUUUUAAUCUUUUUCCUUUUUUGGCCAUGCCCAUGUAUUAUCACACUUUGCUAUGGAUGGGUUUUUGAUUUUUCCCUCUUGCUUACUUUUUCAUGUGCUGCUCUUCAGCAUGGUCUCCCGUUUUUUCAUUUUCUUUUUGGAAUGGAGUUUGGUUUUAUUAUUUCACUUCUAUUCUAUUGCCCGGGGUUCAUGUCAAGGAAGUUGAAAAUUUGUAAGCGGUAGUCUCAGUUAACUUAUCAUAGUCAGAA